Pectinophora gossypiella (pink bollworm) is the source of this 1090-nucleotide messenger RNA. Its product is annotated as 3-oxoacyl-[acyl-carrier-protein] reductase FabG-like. NCBI's taxonomy places the organism in Eukaryota, Metazoa, Arthropoda, Insecta, Lepidoptera, Gelechiidae. The transcript has a single exon. Bases 67 to 819 code for a protein of 250 amino acids. The record is from RefSeq and is a predicted model, not a curated record.
GACGAUACAUUUCAGUUGUUAGAAAAUAGUUUUAUCAUAUCUAUUUUACUGAUUAAAGUAAUAAAGAUGAGUUUCGCAAACAAAGUGAUAUUAGUAACUGGUGCCAGCUCCGGAAUAGGAGCUGCUACAGCCAUACUGUUUGCUAGAGAAGGAGCCAAUGUUGUCAUGGUUGGAAGGAAUGAGGCCAAAUUAAAAAACGUCUCUGAUAAAUGCACCCAAGUUGGAAAGAAACCUCUUGUUAUCAACGCUGAUGUAUCCAAAGAUGACGAUGCGAAGAGAAUAGUCAAAGAGACUAUCGAUAAAUUUGGGAAACUCGAUGUGCUUGUUAACAAUGCUGGUUUGAAUUCUUCUGGCUCUAUUCUAGACGGGAAAAUUCUCGAAUCCUAUGAUGCGAUUUUCAGCGUAAACGUUCGAGCUGUGAUUCAUCUCACAUCAUUAGCUGCUCCUCAUCUUGUUAAAAGUAAAGGAAAUAUUGUCAACAUAUCCAGCGCAUCAUCUAUGACAACCCCAGCUUUGCCUUCCAUGCUUGCAUAUUACGUAUCUAAGGCGGCUAUAGAUCAUUUCACUCGCGGGGCUGCGAAGGAACUAGCACCUUCAGGAGUAAGAGUGAACUCAGUCAAUCCAGGCCCAGUGGUCACUGAUUUCAUAUCAAACCAAGGGAUAGAUGCUAAAUUUGAAGACUUUGCAUACUUGACAGCUUUGAAUAGGGUAUCACAACCUGAAGAAAUAGCAAACUUGAUUGAAUAUUUGGCCGGAGAAAAAGCUGUUGGCAUUACUGGAUCUACAUUUGUUGUGGACUGUGGUACACUUAUAAAAUGAAAAACGAAUGUAACUUUAUUAUAUAAAUAGCACUUCUCUUCUUAUCGUGUGGGUUGUGAGGUGGAUUACCAACCCCAUAAACCCUGGCACCCUGGCAUUAGCACUUAUUAAAGCUUAUUUAUUUCAAUAAUUCAAUUGUUAUUAUCCAAUUCUUGUUCUUCUGCCGUGUGUUUUUGUUGUUAUUAAUAAUUAAUUAGCUACGUUUCAACUAAUAAAGAUUUUUACUUAUAAAUGUUGAAUAAUGUAAUGUCCAAUAAAUGAAAUGUGUGUA